AUGUCCCACGACCGUCUGAAGUACCCGCUCACCAUCCUGCCCAUCGAACAGAUGAAGACCAGCCAUGUGGAGAAUGACUACAUAGACAACCCGUUGGCUCCCCCAGCCCGUCCCAAGCGGACCAGGGGUGUGGCCUUGCAACUGGCCCCACCCCCUGUUCCCUGUGACCAGGAAGUCACACAUCACUGGAUCUCCCUCAGUGGGAGCCCUAUUUCAGUGAGCAGCAGCAGCAGCACCUCCUCUGACCAGCGGCUCCUAGAUCACAUGGCUCCACCGCCUGUGGCCUCACAGGCCUCGCCCAGAGCCAUGCGUCUGCAGCCAAAGGCAGUGGACUGUAAGCCUCUGGACCUCAAGGGUCCAGCCCUCCCACCAGAGCUGGACAAGCAUUUCUUGCUGUGCGAGACCUGUGGGAAGUGUAAAUUUAAGGGAUGUGUAUCCCCUCGGUCAUUGCCCUUCUGCCAGGUCUGUAAUCAGGAAUGCCUGUGUUCUGUCCAGACCUUGGUCAAUUACGGCACCUGCAUGUGCCUGGUGCAGGGCAUCUUCUACCAUUGCACCAAUGAGGACGAUGAGGGCUAUUGUGCAGAACACCUGUGCUCUUGCUCCCGGUCCAACUGCUGCGCCCGCUGGUCCUUUGUGGGUGCCCUCUCCGUGGUGCUGCCCUGCCUGCUCUGCUAUCUCCCUGCCACGUCCUGUGUGGAGCUGGCUCAGCGUGGCUAUGACAGCCUGCGCUGCCCAGGCUGCCGCUGCAAGCACAAGAAUAGCAUCAUCUGUAAGACAGUCAGCAGGGAGGCCGGACAAGCCUUUCUGACACUUCAAGUUGAAGCCCCAGCACUGCCCCUGGAAAUGUGGGUCCCUCAUGCGGCCUCCUGA
Molecule: messenger RNA, 870 nt
Organism: Perognathus longimembris pacificus (Pacific pocket mouse)
Lineage: Eukaryota; Metazoa; Chordata; Mammalia; Rodentia; Heteromyidae
Product: protein sprouty homolog 4-like
Biological process (GO): negative regulation of fibroblast growth factor receptor signaling pathway; negative regulation of Ras protein signal transduction; animal organ development
Cellular component (GO): membrane; cytosol
Source: RefSeq, a predicted model, not a curated record